CUAAGAGCAUGUACUACACACAGAUUGUGUUCUUUCUACUCGAUGGCUACUGAUUCCUGUAGAUCAAAUUGAAAACUUAUCAUUAUUAUUUAAAUUUAAAACGAAGUGAUUUUUAAUACCGUAGUGAUUCUUUUUACUCCGAUGGUUUUUACUGAUUUAUACAUAAAAACAGCGCGAGGUGUUUUUUCAUUCAAGGUACAUUCCCAAGCGCGCUUUUUAUGAUUCUUGGCGGAUCUAACAAAGCUCGGCGUCUUCUUUACAUAAAUCCGCCAUCUUCUUUCGAUUUACACAACGGAAGGUGGUGAUCGCGUUUUGUUAAACGGAAGUUUUUCUGAACUUCGACUGCUUUCACCGAAGAACGUGCGGUCGAGUGGUAGACGUAGAAAAGGUUACUAUCUAGUACCUAGUAAACAAAUUGACGUUGACGUUAAUUUAAUCUCUGACGAUUGAACGCCAACGAAGUGCGUAAAAAGCUUGUUAUUGCCUAACCUUUAAAAAACUGUACGAUCUUCAUGUUUUGCCUAUGAUCGUACCUGGCACAGCUUAAAGAUGUCAAGAUUCCAUAAAAAUUCAUGGGGUGGCCGCAAUAGAAGAUCGGGAAAUUCGGACGACAAACACUAUUUUGGACACGAUGAUCGUGUACCAAGAAAUAACGGUGCCUUCCACUUCCAUCUUGGAAGUAGACCGAGAGUGUCCUUUAAAACUCAGACGAGACCAUCUACUAGUGAAUUAAGUAGGAACUUAGCGUUAACAUGCUUAGACGAUGAUGUUCAGAUGGCAACAAGUUCUAAUAACAACAGCAGACAAGUUAUUGUAAGCGGAAGAGAUUUUAAUUCACGACGUGGAAGACUCAGUCCUUUACCUGUGAGAGGAUUUAGAGGAGGAGGGAAAAUAAUUAACAAUAGAUUCAGGAUUAAUCUUCCUGGGGAUCCCUGUUAUCAGAUUAUUAUACCGUAUGGACACAAAUAUGAUAAAGAAUAUGUAAUAAAUAAUCUUCUUAGCUAUAUGGCACCAGAAACUUUUGUUCCAAUAAUGUACAAGGUUCUUGCAAAUGAAGCAUUAUUUUAUGUGGACGAUGAAAAAGAAGCAAUGGCACUAAGUAAUUGUCAUCAGAAGAUCACCACUACAGAUGGUUUUAAGCUGCAAGUGAAGGUUUUCCACCUGUUACUUCCAUAUUGUGAAAUUGAUACUAAACUGAAAGAUAAAUUGAAACAAGUCAUGUCUAAACGUUAUGUAACUGAAACAAAUGCACUAGAUUUAUCCAAGUUCCAUAGAGACCCAGAUCUGGUUGAUGAUUAUUUCUGCUCUCUAUCUCGGACUAUACUGUUAAAAACUGUGUUAGAUAUUGCAUCGGAACACAUACCAAAUCUGGAAGCACUGAACUUAGACGCAACCCGCUUGCAUACAUUGGAGAAAUUAAAUGUUCUGAAUAGAAAGUUUUCAAAAUUGAAGAUACUGUACGUUGGCGACAAUUGGGUAAAAGACAUUAGGCAACUAGAGCAUAUCAAAGAAUUAAAACUGGAGGAAUUGAAGCUAACUGGAAAUCCCCUUUGCAACAAGUAUAAAACUCGACAAAGCGAAUACAUUAGCGACGUGCGGAGACGGUUCCCCAAACUUCUACGGCUGGAUGGCAUGGAACUCCCAAAGCCAAUCUUGUUCGACGUAGCGGACGACGGAAAUAAAUUGCCAACCCCUCGAAGAAUGUUCGUUGCGAACGCAAAAGCGCAAGAAAUUGCUAGCCAAUUUCUGCAACAAUAUUUUCUUAUAUUCGAUAGCGAGAACCGUCAACCAUUGUUAGACGCGUAUGACGAGCAUGCAUGCUUUAGCAUGACCGUGACUUAUUUUCAAAGUAGUAAUAAAUUAAGUGGAUACCUCCUGGAAAAUAGAAACUUGUAUAAAGUAAAUGAUACAAAUAAGAGGCACAAAUUAUUAAAACAAGGAAGAUUAUCUGUGGUCUCGUUUAUAUCUGAAAUGCCACAAACUCUUCACUAUAUAAACACAUUUACGAUGGACAUCAGCCUGGUGACAGAAGUGAUGAUGUUGAUCACAGUCACAGGUAUUUUUAAAGAGCUAGACAAGAAAGAUCAGAUUGUUCGCCAUUUCAAUAGAACAUUCAUAAUAGUACCCGAAGGAACUGGGUAUUGUAUUCGAAAUGAACAAUUGCACAUCAGUAAUCCAACGGCCGCUCAGACGAAAAACUUGAACACCCAGAUAACAAGCCAAAUUCAGCAAGCAGUAGCAUCAUCAUCAUCAUCAUCAUCGAGCAGCACCGCCGUAAAGCCAGUGCCAGCACAAUUAUCCGAAGAUGUGAAACAACAAAUGACUGCAACGCUCAGCCAACAGACUAACAUGAAUUUGGAAUGGAGUCUGAAGUGUCUGGAGGAGGUACAAUGGAAUUAUAACAACGCGCUUUCGGCGUUCCACGAGUUCUUCAAGCGAGGACAGAUCCCACCUGAAGCAUUUAACAAAUAAGUAUACAGUAAAGAUUAGGAUAUGUAAGGCUCGAAGAUGUUUUGGUGCUUCUACAUCAUGAUCUGAAUGAGGACACGGAGGUAUUGGGUGUUGUUUUGAUUUAUCUAUUGCGUUCUGUAAAAUCAUGCUUCUCCUUCGAUUUUGGUACCCAAAACCUUCGUUGACCCUUAAUAAUAUCUGUUCGCAAUAAAGCAAAAAAAGGCUUGUUAUGCAUUAAGGAAACGAAACAGCAGAAAGUAUUUUCUAUAAUAAGGUUUGCCGGCAAGCUUCUGUUUACUUUAACCGAACGAGAUAUUUAAAUGUUUUGAUAUUUUUUUAGAACAUGUAUAUUGUUCCCAUAUUCAAAAGAAAUUGUCGUUCAUUCAGCUCAUGAUUCGUACACAAGUGAGAAUGGGAUUUAGUGGUGAUUCGUAGAAUUAAAAAAUGUUUUGAGGGGUUUAUAAUAUUAGUCCGAUUCAACACUAUUUCUUUUUCUUUCUUUCUUGCUACUUUAAUUUUUGUACAUUGAACCUUUUUGGGGUUAAAUGAAAGAUCAUUUGAAGGUACUUACUCAAAUCUAUUUGAGUCAUCUAUGAAUAAUUUCUUUAUAACACGCGUACCUUCAAAUAAUUGCUGAUUUUCUAAAGUAUGAGAAUCGGAACACCUUAAUUUCGACGCUUGUGACACAAGUGACUUACAGUUCACAUACUGCCUAUUUUAGUUACGUUCUACAAACAUAAUGAUGUUUAUUUUUCCAAAAUAAUCGAUGCACUUUGCAUGAUAAUGCACUUGUUCCAUUUUUAAAUUACACAUUAAGAUCGCGUAUCCUAAGUAAUUUUACAUUAGCUAUUAAAUAUUAUUGAAUAAGUAUGAUAGAAAAGGUAUGAUUAUAUAUCCUCAUUCGAUGUACAGAAAUUCUGAUUGUGAUAUCUUAGAUAAAAUAAGCAUCAUUAUGUGCACAAUGCAAAAUAGUUCAUAUUAAACCUCAACAGGUUGCAACGCAGUGUAAGAUACGCUUAAAAGGAAGCGCAUAUUUUGUUUGAGAAUUCGGACGAAGUUGGCCGACUUUGCUCGUUGCAAUUAUGCGUCGUUCAGUUUUUCUAAUAUAUUAAUCUGUAUUAAAAGAGAUUUUACUAUAAAAGGUAAAUCCUUUUUUAGUUGUACUGGUUGACAUUAAAAUUAUUUCUUUAUACACAAGAUAAUUAAACGUAUCGGCCAGCUUCGGACCAGUUUUAGAAAAAAAAAAAUACAUACUGAUAUGCUGCAUUGCCUCUCUAUUGAAAACUAAAUUGUAUGUACAUAUAUAGAAAUGUAAUGUUGUUCAUUCACCACCAUUUUGUCCGGAUAUAUAUUACACUUUCAAAGUAUCUGAAGAUAUUUUACGUACAGUGUGUGAAUAUAAAUUGUUCGUCGGCGUCAGAGAGAUACAAAAACGAACUUAACGGAGACGGAAUGGACUCUCAAGUCAUAUCAAGGAAGAAAGCAGUUCUUGCUUAAUCACCGAAACUGUUUACAAACUGCUGUUGGAAAACUGCGAGUUCGUCACAGUGUUUCGUUGUGAUAAAAAAAAAGCAAUAAAACAGGAGGAAAGCAGAACAGUCCUAAUGAAACAUUUAGGAUCCUCAGAAAGAUAGAAUGAGAUAUUUACUGGAGGCAAAUGAUUAUUCCCCUUUCUGUUGUAGCCUUUCGCAAUGCACUUGAUGCGCUACGGCGAAUAGGAUACAGAUCUGCCCUCUAUCAUAAAACGUAUAGAUGGAUCAACGAUUAGCAUCGAACAGAAUGAAUUCUGACUCGAGCUUCGUACAUGAGCUGCUCCUGAAUCCAGAAAUAAAUUUCUGCACAGCAAUAUAUGCUGGUCAAACAGAAGCAAUGGCUGCCGCUUUGUUAUGUUUCUGCUGCAGAUACAUGUUGGAUAAUACCGACAGACUUAACGAAUACACAGGGAUAAAAUACACACAGGAACUGUGGAAUCACGUGAUUUUUGACAAGAUAUGUCAUUAAGAGACACUUGUAAUUAUUUUAGGCCAUUCGAAUGUCGAGGAACGCAAAUGAGAUGAGCGUGGUCGUUCGAGAGAACAGUUUAUGCUCACAUUCUGUACCAAUUCGCAUCGACCUUGAACGCGUCAAUUGUCGACGUAAAUUUGGAAACCUGUCAUUAUCAUGGGAAAAAGAUCUUUUUUAACUAAUUUAUUCACGCAUUUCUAACAUCGUUUGAGCAGAAAUUUCCGGAUAUGCUACAAAAUGGUCGAUGGCGAGUAUGAAUUGUAUUUUCGAUCGCUUUCAAAGGAUCAUAUAGUUAUUCAAGUCACACCAUGUACAUGUUAAGGUACGUUUUUGCAGUUUUUGCCUAGUUUCGUCAGGUAAAAAAGAAUGUUUGAGCGCGAUGCAAAUUGUAAAUACAUGAGACGUGAUUGACGAGAAUAAAUAUUUGUGUACAAGAA
Messenger RNA from Megalopta genalis, 4892 nucleotides. Its product is annotated as nuclear RNA export factor 1. The record is from RefSeq and is a predicted model, not a curated record. Gene Ontology annotation, molecular function: protein binding; RNA binding. Gene Ontology annotation, cellular component: nucleus; cytoplasm. NCBI's taxonomy places the organism in Eukaryota, Metazoa, Arthropoda, Insecta, Hymenoptera, Halictidae. Gene Ontology annotation, biological process: poly(A)+ mRNA export from nucleus.